Caenorhabditis remanei is the source of this 702-nucleotide messenger RNA. RefSeq lists its product as uncharacterized. Lineage: Eukaryota; Metazoa; Nematoda; Chromadorea; Rhabditida; Rhabditidae. The coding region runs from base 1 to 702 and encodes 233 amino acids. The transcript has 4 exons. The record is from RefSeq and is a predicted model, not a curated record.
AUGUCGUUUUGGAAUUGUGAUGACGACGUCUUGUUAGAUGAAGAAGAGAAGGUUUACGAAGAGGAAGAAUAUCCUGAAAACGGAGAAGGCGACGAUUUCAUGCAAGACGACAUGCAGGAAGGUGGUGGAAAUGGAGAGGACGACGAAGGAGAUGACUUCGAAAACGAAAAAGACGAGAAUGAAAUUGAAGAAAUGGACCAAAGAAACGAAGAUGAUUAUGGGGAAAAUAAUGAUGCUAAUGAGGAUGAUGGUGAAGAAAACGGAAUGGAAGAGGAUCAAUAUGAAGAAAAAGUAGAAGAAGUAGAAGGGCCUGUUAAUGAAAAUGGAUUUGAGGAUUACGACCAGGAUAUUGGCGAUGAGAUAGACCCCGUCACUACCACUUCUACUCCAGUGCUCCAAUUCACGCUACCGAAGGACAAAUUGAACAGAUCACCACUCUGCUGCUAUCUCCUUCCUCCCUAUCUUCCUCUCCAACCGACCCCCCACUUCCCCAGUGUCCCCGGCCCGAUCUCGCUCCAGUCCGAGAAAGUCGCCAAGAAAGAAGCUUUUGACGUCGCCACCGUCGCCGAAGCAGAUGACGUGGGAGCAUCAGAAGACGUUGUCGGUGGUGGUGGAUCCGUCACGUCUUCUUCGUCGUCUUCAUCAAUUUCGACGCCUUCUGGAAUGCUAUUCGGUGGACUAUCCGUCGAAAUGCCUCCUUGA